Hypanus sabinus (Atlantic stingray) is the source of this 1010-nucleotide messenger RNA. It is a transcript of the gene mpzl3, whose product is annotated as myelin protein zero-like 3. Lineage: Eukaryota; Metazoa; Chordata; Chondrichthyes; Myliobatiformes; Dasyatidae. The record is from RefSeq and is a predicted model, not a curated record. Gene Ontology annotation, cellular component: membrane. Bases 183 to 914 code for a protein of 243 amino acids. The transcript is spliced from 6 exons.
UGCUCAUGGGGUAUGGCGGGGAGGGAAAGGUCUGAUCAGUGAGGCGACUCGCUUGUGGGGUAGACAGUGUCGGGACGGUGCGAGCAGUGACUGCACCUGAGUCUCCUCCCUCCUUCACCUGGGACACGCAUUUCCUGCCUCUGCUUCCGCUGUCACCUGAUGUCGCUUCGAUCGGGGUCGGAAUGAGCCUGAGAUUUUGGAAUCUGGAUCCUGAUCGGAGCCCACACUGGAUCCCUGCCCUUCUGCUCUUCCCCGUGUUGCUACUUCCAGGUGCUGCUUCUAUCGAAGUUACUUUACCAUCAAAGGUCAGAGGCUUCAUUGGAGAGGACAUAGAACUGAAUUGUAAAUUCAAGUCGUCUUCUCCCAUCACACAGCGUCUGACAGUGAAUUGGUCUUUCCAACCAGCAAGUGGCGGAUCAAGGCAUGGUAUACUCUACUAUCACUCUGCAGCCUUCCCUGCACAGAACACUCCACUGAAGGACCGGGUGCUGUGGAACGGGGACCUCAGAAAUGGCAAUGCUUCAAUCAUUGUGAAGAACCUGACGCUGAGUGACAAUGGAACGUUCAGCUGUGUGGUGCAGAACCCACCGGACGUCAGCAGUUCUGUGCCGACGACUGAACUCACCGUCACCAAGAAAGGGCUCCCUUUCCGUCUGAGUGUGGUGGUCAUGCUGCUGCUGCUGGUGGUAGUGCCCACUGUGCUGGUGGUCACCGUGCUCCUGGUGUGGACGUGCAAGAGAUUUGAAUUCUGCGGACCCACGACCACCAAGGCAUCGACUGAGGUGGUGGAAGGAGCUGGUGACGAUUCUGAAGGUGGUUUAAGGAACGGCUUUUGCACACGUUGUUUGCAGGAUUCCGAUGAGGAAGAUGAGGAUUUCCAUCAGUUUUAUCCCAUGUCAGAAUCAGUGACAUAGCCUGCAGUGUCUUGGGCAAUGUGGCGGAAUCAUUGGGAAGGCUUGCUGGGUGUUUCCUGACCAGUGUCAGGGAGGGAGUCGUUUAUCUGUCACCAC